This is a messenger RNA of Monoraphidium neglectum, 572 nucleotides long. RefSeq lists its product as hypothetical. Lineage: Eukaryota; Viridiplantae; Chlorophyta; Chlorophyceae; Sphaeropleales; Selenastraceae. The record is from RefSeq and is a predicted model, not a curated record. The annotation marks the transcript as partial. The transcript has a single exon. Gene Ontology annotation, molecular function: protein binding.
GCGCAGGCAAUCUAUGGCUGUUGGAGCUGUGCCUGGCCAAGGGUGCGGCAGCUGGAGCAGCAGAUGCCUGUGGCUGGACCGCGCUGCACUGGGCAGCCGCUAAUGGGCAUUCGAGCGCUGCGCGGCGGCUGGUGGAGGCGCAGCCCCAAGCUGUACUCGGGGCAGCCAACAUGCAGGCCAAACAGCAGCAGCCUUCAGUAGGCGAGGUUGGCAGUGGAGUUGGGGCGCGCGACUGUUUGGGCCGCAUCCCGCUGCACUGGGCGGCGCUGGCAGGCCACCACGACGCUGCGUGUGUGCUGGUGGGGGCGAUGCAAGCUGCACAGCUUGGGCUGCACGUGAAGGACUGCGCGGGGGUGACGCCAACACAGCUGGCAGCCAGCAGGCAGCACGUGCGGUUGGUGACGCUGCUGCUGGAGGCGGCAUACAGUGGCCCGCACUCUGCAUUGGGUGGGGAGUCGGAGUCGCAGCUGCCAGGCACCACAGUUGCCACGGGCCAACCGCAAGCCGGGAUGCUGUGUGCAGGGCAUGGCCUGACGGCGCUGCACCUGGCGGCUCAAAACGGUCUAGACACG